AUGGAAUCAACCUAACCAUUUUAUUCUUGCAAUCCAGUAUAGAUAAUUAAUGAAAACGCUGCGGAAAUUUUUAUUGAUGAAACAUUAUUUUAAGAUGGAUAUUUGAAAGCAACUUCUAAUAGUAUUUCACCUUCUACAAAUGCGUUUUGGAUUAAAAAUAUACAAGGAAAAACUUCUAUUAAAAAUAGUUAAUUUUUUAAUAAUUAUUCGACAGGUAUUUAUAAUAAUUUAAAGAUUUUUUCUGAUUCGAUUAUUUGUGAGAAUAAUAUUUUUAGAAAUAGUUCUUUUCCUUUGGUUAAUUAAAAUCAGAAUUAAUAAUUAAAUUACAAAAAUAUUAGAAUAAUAGGGGGAUUUAUUAAUGCUGUUACAUAAAAUAUAUAAAUUUUAAACACAUCUUUUACUGAUUCUUAUGCUAAUGAAGCUUCUUUUAUUUAAUUAUAGACUUUUUCAAAUAAGAUUUAUUGUUUAAUUUCAAAUUCAUUCUUUAGUAAUGGAUUUUCUUUAAAAUCUGGGGCAAUAUUUAUUGAUGUAUAAUUACUUUAAGGUAAAUUAGAAAUAAUAAAAACUGAAUUUAGAAAUAUUUAUUUAACAAAAAAUAAUGAAAAUUUAAUAUAAUUUAGUAAUAAUUAGAAUAAAUAAAAUUAUGAUAUUUUAAUUUUUUAAGAUAUUUUAUUUGAAAAUAUAUUUUCUAAUUAUUAAUGUAGUUUAUUAGAAUUAAUAAAUACUAAUAUUUUUAUUGCGGAUAUUAAAAUUUAAGGAUCUUAAUCUAAUUUACUUAUUCAUAAAUAUUUUGAAAAUCAAUAUUAAGAUUUAUUUCCUUGUAGUCAAAUAAAAACUGAACAAACUAAAAUUUUAAUUUAAAAUUUAUAAAUAAGUUAUUUAUUUUAUAAAACUAGUAACUUAAUAAAAGACAUUUCAUAUAAUAUAUUACUUACAGAUACAUUUUCAGAAAUAAGCUUAAAUAAUAUAAAAAUAUCAAAUAAUUAAUUAUUAUUAAAUUAAAAAAUAAUAUAAGCUUUAAAAUCUAAAAUAAAAAUGCAAUAAAUAUUCAUAGAAUAAAUAAACUAAAAUAAUGAAUUAAAAUUUGAUUUAGACAAUAUCUAAAACGGAAUGAUUUAUUUAUAAUAAAGUACAUUAUUCGCAUAGGAAUUAAAAAUUAAAUAAGUUAAUUGCUUUAAUUGCCUUGGUGGUAUAUUUAGCUUAUAUGAAUCUCCUUCAGAUAUAUUCGAUAGUAUUUUUGAAUAAAUAAUCGCAAUUAAUGGUGGUUCAAUAUACAUAAAUAAUCCUUUAGAUAAUACUAAUAUUAUUAAUUGCUAAUUUAUUGGAGGUUAGUCAAAAAAAAAUGGAGGUGCGAUCUCAGUUGAAAUUGAUAUAGAUAGAUAAUAUAAAAUAAAUAUAAAUAAAAGUAUUUUUAAAUAAUUAAAAGCAGAUGAAAAAGCAGGAGCAAUAUACUUAUAUUAAGAAUUCCUUCCUUCUAUAUAAAAUGAAAUUUUAAUAUAAAAUUCAACCUUUUAAGAAUGUCAAGCUAAAAUAGGUGGUUCUUAUACUUAUACUGGAAUAAUCCCUAAAACAAAAAAUUUGUAUAAUAUAUAAAAUAAAGCUUCAUUAUUUGGAUAGAAUCAGUAUUCGUUUCCCAGUAAAAUUAAUUUAAUAAAUACUAGUCCUUAAAUAAUUGUUAAAAAUGAAACAUUUGCAAUAAUUUAAGAUUUUAAAAGUGGAGAUUUUAUUGGAUAAUUAUAAUUUUAACUUUAAGAUUAAUUUGGAGAAAAUAUUAAAUUGUUAGACUUUGAAGAUAUUGUAAUUAAAAAAAGCUAUUUAGAAAUCGAUCCAAAUCAGGAUAAAAUAGAAGAGUAUUAAAUAUAAGGAUCUCAUAAUUUUAUUUAUGAUACAGAUAAAUAUAUCUUUAUUGUUUAAAAAAAUAAACUUAUUGGAAUUCCAGGAUCAGUUUUAAAUUUAUUAUUACAUGUAGAAUAAAUAAAAUAAAUUUAAGAUUAUUAAAUUAUUGAAAAUAAAUAUAUAUUUAAAAUUUAAAUUAAUAUUAGAGAAUGUUAAUUAGAAAAUUAUUAAAUAAUUGAAUGCUCAAAGUGUGAAAAAACUACUUAUUCAUUAGGAGAUAAUAAUGAAUGUAAAAAAUGUCCAGAUGGUGCCGAAUGCUUAGGAGGAAAUUAAUUAUAUAUAUUACCUGGAUAUUGGAGAGUAAGAGAAACAUCAAAUUUAAUUGAAAAAUGUUUUUAGUUAGAGACAAAUUGUAUAGGAGGUUUAUUCACAGGGAAUAAUCUUUGCUAUGAAGGACAUAUAGGUGCAUUAUGUGAGGAAUGUGAUAUUGAGGGUAUAUAUUGGCCUCAAAGAUUUGGAAAGGCCUAAAAUUUUUCAUGUACAAAUUGCAAAAAUAUUAAAGGAAAUUUUUAUUGGUUAGUAAUUAGCUAUUUUGUAAUAUAAGCUUCUAUUUUUAUAGCUAUUAAAGACGAUAUAUUUGCAAGAUAAGAAAAAUAUAUUCUAAAAUAAUUCCUUGAAAAUGGAACUUAUUUAAAUAAGAAAAAAGAUAAUAUUGAUUCAAAAACAACUACAUAUUUAAAGUUUUUUUCACAUUAUUUUUAAAUAAUUACUUCUUUAGCAGAUUUCGAUAUACAAAUACCCCAUGGAUUAUUAACAAUAUAAAUUCUUGCAGCUUAGCCAAUUAGAAAUGCUUUAAAUAGUUUAUAAUGUGCUUUAAUAAAUCUAAAUUUUUAAAUACCAAUUCAUUAUUUCUUAUAUAUAUUUUCAUGUGUACUACCAUUUGCAUAUUUAUUGUCAUUUUAUAUUCUAAUUAGAAUAUAUUAUUUAUAUAAGAAAAUAGUAUUUUCACACUAUAUUUUGAUAACAGCAGGAUUAUUUAUAUUCUUUUACAUUUAAACUGAUUUAGCCUCAAUGAUGAUAUAACUAUUAAGUUGUAGAAAAAUCGCAGAUAAAUUUUAUUUAAUAGGAAAUAUGUCAUAUGAAUGUGAUGAAAAAUUUGAUUAUUAUGCAAUUGUUUUGGUACUUCCAACAUUAUUUAUUUUCUUAAUUAUGAUUCCUCUUCUUUUUUUAAUAAUUCUUUACUAAAAUAGGUUUAAGUUAAAAGAUUAUAAAGUCAUAUUUAAAUAUGGAUAUUUAUUAAGAGAAUAUAAAUAAAGUACUUAUUAUUGGGAAUUUGUUAAAAUGAUGUAAAGAAUGCUCAUUAUUUUUGCAAUUAAUUUCUAUUCUUAAUAUUAAAUUAUUAAAGGUUUCCUCAUUUUAAUGAUUUUACUUAUAUAUCUGAUUCUUAUUAAUUAGAAAAAACCUUAUCUAAAUCCAGAUAAUAACCUAAUUGAUAUUUUUUUGACUUCUACGUGUUUUGUUACAUGCUUUUUUGGUGUUUUUAUUUAUAAAAAUGAAUUUAAGUAUUUUAAAUAUUCUUCUCUUAUUCUAAUUAUUGCUAUAAAUAUUGCAUUUAUGUGUUUCAUAACUAAAAAAAUAGCAUAUGUUUAUAUUUUAUAGUUAAAAUAAAUUUUUAUAAACCUAAUACUUCAUAGAAAAAUAAGAAAGUUUUUUAAAAUAAAAUACGAUCCUGAAAAAAAAUAAAAAGAAAUAAAUUAAAAAAUUAGAAAUGUUAAAAAUAAAAUAUGUAGUGGAAUUUAACUAAUUAGAAGUAUUUAUUUAUUAAUUCAUAUAUAUAUAUAUAUAUAUAUAUAUAUAUAUAUAUAUAUAUAUAUAUAUAUAUAUAUAUAUAUAAUAAAAAGGUUUUACUAAAGAAGAAAAACUAAAUAUUUAUUUGCUUAUUUAUUGUAAUUUUAUAUUUUAUUAAAUUUUAUACUCAUAAAAAUUAAUAUUAAUAUAGCACAUUUUAAUUAUAAAUAGAAGAUUCCUGUUUAAAAGAUAUAAAAACAAAGUACUACUAAUAAAAAAACUUUUGAUAAAAUAGAUGGAUUUAAUACUAAUAAAAAUGAAUUAAAACAAUGUAAAUUUUUUUAUAUUAUUUUUUAUUUGAUUAAUAAAAAGAUAAUUAAAGUAAUAGCCUUGAUAUUUUUAAUAGUUUGA
Molecule: messenger RNA, 4035 nt
Organism: Ichthyophthirius multifiliis
Lineage: Eukaryota; Ciliophora; Oligohymenophorea; Hymenostomatida
Exons: 6
Source: RefSeq, a predicted model, not a curated record